Molecule: messenger RNA, 3531 nt
Organism: Oreochromis niloticus (Nile tilapia)
Lineage: Eukaryota; Metazoa; Chordata; Actinopteri; Cichliformes; Cichlidae
Product: interleukin-1 beta
Exons: 6
Coding region: 1072-1839 (255 amino acids)
Biological process (GO): positive regulation of gene expression; macrophage chemotaxis; cytokine-mediated signaling pathway
Molecular function (GO): cytokine activity
Source: RefSeq, a predicted model, not a curated record
CACUUUAGCAUUUCUGCUUUAUUUUUCCCCCCAUGUUUUCUACAGGCAAACUAGAUAUCUCAGUAAUAAUGGCUCUCACUGUGGUUCCCUGUGUACACACAGUACAAGCUGAACAUUUCAUUCAAGUUUUUAUACAAAAACUUGGUUUUUGUAUAAAAAGCUGUGGUUCCCUGGGGAGUCUCACAGCUUUAAAAAAUGCCAGACUGUUAGAUCUCAAUUUGUUUUUGUUUUGUUUCUCAUUUGUUCCUGAGUUUCCUUGGACCUCUUCAUGAUGUCUCAUGUCAUGAUCAUGAGGAUCCUUUGGUCUACUCCACUUUGUCAAGCAGGUCCUAUUUAAGUGAUUUCUUGAUUAAGUAAUCUGGUGUGGCAGUAAUCAGGACUGGGUGUGGCAAGAGAAAUUAAACUCAGCUUUCCAAAGAUGUGAUACACCACAGUUAGCAUAUAUUAUAACGGGGAGGGCAAUCACUUUUUAACACAGGGCCAUUUAGGGUUGGAUUUUUCCCCUCACUUAAUAAUAAACACCUUUCUUUAAAAAAACUGCAUUUUGUGUUUCCUUGUUUUAUCUAAUAAUUACAUUUGUUUGACAAUCUGAAACAAUUGUGAGCAAUGUUUGUCAAAAAAGUGUGACAAACAUAAAAAAAAAUAGGAUAUCGGGAAGGUGGAAACCCUUUUUCACAUUUUUAGAAGAUUUUUAGUAGACAUCAAAAGUCCUACAAACAUUAAGUUAUGCAUUUUUUCCUAUAGUUUUGUUUAAAUAGUUGUGUAAAAUGGAAAAAAAAUACCUUUCACCUGAAUUUUUGCAACUUUUUCCUCCUCACUUUGUAUCUAGAAAUGAGUAGCAUUAGGCAGAGAGCAUGUUCUUUCCAUUUCCCCUGUAACAAAAUUGCAGCAGUGCGGUUUCUGAUGACAUAAGGAAAGAAGGUCCACCUCUAGCCACAUAAAGGAAGCUGCUCACACACAGACUGCCACUCAACUUGCAGUGCAACAAGUGACACUAAUUACUUAAAACGUUGCGAAACCUGGACAGAGAACUUUAAAAAAAAUCCCAAUUCAGCAAUUUACUUCGCAACGAUGUGUGAUAUUGAUCUCUCUCAAGCUCUGGACUGCUCACCUGAAGAAGCAAUUAAAUCCACCUGCUUUGACAUGAAGGAGGUUGAAAGUGAGAUCUUCAGACUUAAUGAGGGUUUGGAGCUGAUGGUUUCCCACAACAGAAGGACCAUGCAGAGUGUGGCUCUUUUAGUGCUGGGGGUAAACAGGAUGAAAAAGCCACUUACUCAAAGUGACAGGAAGCUCAGUGAUGAUGAUGUCAUGAACAUCAUAGACAGUGUAGUGAAAGAAACUGUUUGGCCUCCCACCAAAGGAACAAAACGAAGGGACUUCCUGCGUGCCAACAGUGAGAAAGCGUUGACACUGUGUGACAACUCUCAGAAAGAUCUUGUCCUGUCAGGAGAGUUACAGCUGCAGGCCAUCACUCUGCAAGGGGGAAAUUGCCACCGCAAAGUGAAUUUUAAAAUGUCGCGGUACAUCCCUUCCGUCCCUCCUGGUGACUCUCCUGGUCUGAUUGUCGUCCUGUCUAUCAACAACAACCUGUACAUGUCUUGCCGCAUGGAAGCCGAUAAAGUUGUGCUGUUUCUGGAGCAAUACCAUGAUGACAUUUUAACUGACAGAGACAUGGAGCGAUUUCUCUUCUACAGGAAAACCACUGGAAUUUCUCUGACCACUUUUGAGUCUGUCAAGUUCCGCGGCUGGUACAUCAGCACUUCACAACAGGAAAACCAGCCCGUUGAACUGUGUAAGGUGGAUGCUGCCAGUCGUCUUACAAACUUCAGAGUAAACUAAAAGAUGUUGUAGGACCCGUGCAUCCACAUGAUUUUUGACAUAAUUACUAGAUGAAGCAAUUAUAUAUAGUAUUGCCUGAGUCUGUAGUGGCAGUGCUCUGUACUUAUUGAAGUAGAAAAGCUAAUGAUCCAGUGUAACCUAUCAAAAGCACUAUUACUUUAUAAUACCUUUACUUACAACAUACUUAAAAAUAAACAAAGAAAAAAAAACUAGAAAACACAUGCCUUCUUUGUUGGAGAAAACUGUAACAGGAUAUUCCUUAAAACUACUGAUAUAUUUUCUUUUUUUCUAAAAAGCUAUUAUUUUCUAUUUGAGUUUAUGCUAUUGCUGUGGCUUUUUAGCUGUUAAUCUUCUGAUUUAAGUCUUCUGCAGUUUUUUUUGUACUAAGACCUUUAGAGGUUAAGCUUUUCAUUUUCUGAUAUCUGCUGGUGUUGUGGGUUAAAAAAAUACUGUUAUGUAUUUAUUUUUUGAAUUUCCUCCUUGUUAGCUUGUAUUUUGUAUUUUUUUAAAACCUCUUUUUGUGAAGAGUCUGUAUAUCUUUAAGAACUUGUAAUAUGUCUUCUCUAACCAGUGUAAGGAUUUUCAGUACCAUAUUAAAACAAGCCAGUGUCCGGCAGCCUCGCCUCUGUCUGCGCCCCAGGGCGGCUGUGGCUACAAUGUAGCUUGCCAUCACCAGUGUGUGAAUGUGUGUGUGAAUGGGUGGAUGACUGAAUGUGUAAAGUGCUUUGGGGUCCUUAGGGACUAGUAAAGCGCUAUACAAAUACAGGCCAUUUACCAUUUACCAUUUUCCGUCUAUUAAAUUAAUGUAUAGUUUCAACUGAUAGAUCUAAUGAACUGAGAACAAAAAGUAAAAUUAAUUAACUGUUUGGUAAGAAAUUGGGUUGUGAGAGCCUACUUUAGGAUUCUGCAAAUAAAUAAUACCCUAAUCUGCUGUACUUCCUACCUACAGAUCUUCCUACCAAACUUGGGAUAUAAUUUGGGAAAUUACUCUUCAUCAGUAAUCCUUUCACUUGAGCAUUGGUUGUAAUAGCCGCAUUGUGAACUUACAUUAAUGCAUUUUCAUGUCAUAGAGAUACGUUCAUUUCUUGGAGAAAUGUUGUUUUUGCAUUUAUUCAGGGUUUAUUCAAGACACUCGCCUACGUGAGCCUUUUCUUCAGAAUAAGCACUAUGUAAAUCUCAAGUGAAGGAAAGAAAAGCAUUGUAUAUGAUGGUAAAUGAUUGACAGAGUGAAUUUUUUUUUAAAUUAGGUUUUGUGAAAUUAUAUAUACUGAUUUUGAUUUAUUUGUAUUUUGUUGCACUAUAUCGUUCAUAUCAUUUGUUGCCUAAAAUCUUGUAACGGCAUGUAACUGCAUUGUCAUAAUUUAUCCAAUAAAGAACGCAAAUUUUACAUAUUUAAAAUUUAAUUUGAUCACCUUUGCUAAUCUUAAAUUUAUUGCACUUGAUCUGUAAAGAACAUUUGUGUUUAUUAUUAUUGUUAAUCGGUGCUGAUAUUUAUGAAAUUUAUAUUUGUGUAAUUGAUUGACUGCUGAAAAUGUCUUGAACAACAUUGAGACAAUGCGGAGACUCUAGCAACCCUUAAAUGUAAUGAGAAACAUCUUUAUUAGGUGACCAACGCAUUUCGGCUAAUGGCCUUCAUCAGGGUCAGUGUAAAAUGUGAAACAGUUUGUGUUCAAAUAAAAGAAAGGAAACAGA